CCUCUGAUGUUUUGUCUCCGAUGCGUGCCUUGGAUAUGAAAGGUGGUUGCAAACUAUACAUUUAAAGCAGGAAGUUGAUUUUUGCAAUGUGACUACUGGAGGGGGUGGUUACGAUAUAGAGAGAGGAACUGAUGUAUGUGAAGAAACCACAAGAAAGGGAGUGAAGUGUAGACAAGACGCAUAGAGCAAUUAGUGAAAAGUAGGGGCGAUUGGGAGACUUACAUGACGGAGUGAAAGAGUUUUUGAGAAGGAGACCUACAGAGAGAUACAGCAAGAGAAGCAAUACAGGUGUGGCCAUCACUAGCAUUGGCUGUCUUGGUGGGCCAUGGAGAGCAGUAAGAAGCAGCCCAUUGAACAAUUAAUGGAUGGAGCGUUAUAUGCCUGGAUACAGACCUUUGAACAUGGCCAGGGCUCAGAUUAUGGGACUUUCACCCCAUCCAAGGACCGUCACAGAGAAUUCAUGCAAUUGAUUGGAGGUUCUACUCUGCACUACAUCAUGAAUUUAAUUGACCCACGUCCAUACCAUGGUAAUCUGGAUCUGCACAGCCUUAAAAAGAGACUUAGAACUUUUUUCCAGGAUGAGCUACAGCAGCUGAUCGUUAUGCCGCUACCUGAUGUUUCCUUGAUAAACCAGGACCCUUUUACAGAUGCUUCCAUACAGGAAAUGGAUAAACUUCUGUCACUGAUAUUGGGGGCCGCUGUGCAGUGCGAGGACCGGGAACACAUUAUUGCAAGAAUCCAGAGCUUAAACCUAGAUUCACAAACCAAACUGGCUGAGAAAAUCCAAGAGAUGACUCAGGACUCUCAGAAAAUAUUGGCAAUCCCUGGGAUAGACCUGUCCCAUCUUUCCCAUUCUGACCUGCAAGACGUGGUCCUCAUUCUAACUACACAUCUGAAAGACAUAUUGGGGCAAAGAGAUGAAGCCCAGGAGCGUCUCUCUCUCAUCCGUUGUGAAAAGGAGAGUAUUCUGACUCCACAUGGUGAUUCCAGGAUCCAAGGAGUAUCCCAAAAUAUGACAUCCGAUGCCCAGGCUUGGAAGACUCACUCCUUGCAGACAGCUGAUUUGCAGAGUAAAUUGCGGCGUGUGCGUCAAGAAUUGGAGGAAAAAGAAGAAGAACUACUGGACAAUCAGCAACAAAUACAAUUGAUGGAGGUUGAGAUCAGGAAACUACAAAAACAGGUUCUAGAGCUCUCUCCCUUGGCUGCUCUAUCUCGCGGAUACCGUGAUGAACUGGACAGUCUAAGAGAGCGUUCUCGACGCUCUGAAACUCAAGUGAAUUCUCUAACUGAAAAAUUGCGCAAUAUGGAGUUCUAUCAGAGAGCACUACAGGAGGAGAAAGAGUUCUCCAGGGGGCUCCUUGAAGAUAAGGAGGUCUUGGAGCAGCAAUUGUCAGCAGAAAGAGAACGCUCCGAGAAACUACGGCUGUGUGAGAAGGAAAAGAUGUCAAUGGAAGAGAGCCUACAAAGACUGAAGAUGGAAAGAGAUUCAGAGUCUCAAAGAGUGCAACUACUUCUACAUGAUAAUUUGACACUGGCCGAAGAGAUACGAGUACUCAGGGAAGAGACAUCCCGAGGCUGGGACAGAGUGUAUGAGACAGACUCGGAGAUUUCUUUAAGCUGGGAGAGAAGAAAUGAGAAUGAUGGAGAGCAUGCUUGGGAGAGACUGCAAAGCCAGGACUCUGAAUUUGUAGACCUAAGUUCAGAGUUGUCUCAGGCUUUGUUACGUUUGGAAAAAGAAAAUCAGACCUUGAGAGAGAGAUUGCAAGUUCUUACAGGAGAAAUCACGGAACCUGAAACUGCAGGAGCACAUGAUAAUACACAAAGUGACCUAGAAAUUCAGAACCUAAAGCAGCUAGCCAAACUCUGUAUCAGAGAGGAACCAGAAGGAGGCAGUCUGGGAGAGAGAGAUCACAUACAGGGCGAAGCAGAGAGAAAACUUGCCGACCGACCAGAAACUGAACAUUUACCAAAGAGAUCACUUGAAACUGCGGACAAUGCACAAAACUUGAAGAAACCGCUGGAACAGAAUUCGAAGAGUAUCCAAGUACAAGAAAGAAAAGCUGAAGAGACCACAGCAGAGGAUAAAUCCCAAAAGACUGAAUAUAAUCGUGAUCAAGGACUUCAACAAGUAGACGAACAAUCUGAAACAAAGAAAGACAUAGGAAUAAGUCAUUUGAAUAGGAAUUCAAGAGAAGAGGAACUUGCACUUAGCAGAGAAUUGGUAGAGAGUGGUAACAAGGUAAAAUUACUCACAAAACAGCUGGAAAAAAGUUCGCUAGAGCUACAAUCACUCAAGGAAAAUCUUGAAAGGAGAUUAGCUGAGGAUUCAGCAGAAGUCCAGAAACAGCUACGAGAGAGAGAAAAAGAAAUAGAGUCACUAAACAGAAAGUUGGUUGACAAGGAAGUAGAGAGACAGGUACAGCAGAGACAGCUUGAAGAGAGAUCGGAACAGAUAGAGUUCCUAAAGAAGCAGCUAGAUGACAAGGAUGGAGAGAGACAAUGCCAACAGAAACUUCUUGAAGAAGCUGUCAAGCAGACGGAACAUUUACAUACACAACUUCUUCAAACCGGGGAGUCACAUUUACUAAAUAAGCACCUUCAACAGAGUACCGAGGAAAUGCAGUCUCUCAAGAAACAGUUAGAGGAGAGCAUGAGAGACAUGCAGACCUUCAAUAGGCGGCUUCAUGAAAGUGAGGUGCAAUCAUUUAAGAAACAGCUUGAAGAGAGUUCUUCAGAAAUACAGUCACAAAAGAGACUUCUGGAGGAGUGUACAAAAGAAAACAAAUUGCUCAGAACACACUUGGAAGAAAAUGAGUGUUUGCAGUUGUCAAUGCAUAGACAGCUGGAAGAGAGGACUACAGACAUCCAAUCUCUCAAAAGGCAGAUACAAGACAGUUCUGUGGUGGAGCAGUCAUUAAGGAGACAGCUAGAACAGCAAGAAACAGAGAGAGAUUCACUUGACAAGCAAGUAAAAACAUGUUCUCAGGAAAUACAAAUGUUGAAAAGACAGUUGGAAGAGAAAGAGGCACAGGAGCAGUUACUGAGGAGACAGCUGGAAGAGGGAGGAAGGCAGGACCAGUCCUUGAAGAAACAGUUGCAAGAGAUGACUGAAGAGACAGACUCCCUGAAGAAACAGAUCAGAGACACACAGGAAAACCACCUUCAACAACUUCAAAAGUUCACAGAGACGAGUGAAAGUCUACAGAGACAGCAGCAUGAAACAGGAGAGUCCGCAUCAUUAAGGAGGCAGUUGCAUGAGAUAUCUGAACAGGUCCAAAGUCUCACCAGAAAUCUUCACAUAAGUGCUCAGAAUGAAAGGGAUUCACAGCGACAACUCAAGGAAAAAGAGCAAGAUAUUCACAGACUCCAGAGGCAGCUUCAAGAGAGAGCUGACGAGGUUCUGUCACAGAAGGGUUAUCUAGAGAGAAACAUGGAAAAUGAGCAGUCUCUACAUGGAAAACUGGAAGAGAGUAAUCAGGAGUUACAGUUACUAAGAAAGGACUUAAUUGAAAAGGAAGUAGAGAGACAGUGCCAGAAAAGACAAUUAGAACAACAUGACAAAGAGAGACAGGCCCAAAUUAGUAAAUUAGAAGUAAGUACAGAGGAAUUAUUGGCCCUUAAAAGACAGCUGGGAGAAAGAGAGUUACAAGAACAGUCACUUAAAAGACAGCUUCAAGAAAUAAAAGAAGAGGCAUUGUCCUUGAAGAGACAACUUAAAGACAAAGAGGAAGAAUUGGCUAUGACACAACUUCAAGAGAGAGUUAAGGAGGCAGAAUCUCACCAGAGACAGGCACACGAUGUAGAAAAGUUACAAUUACUAAAGAGACAGUUGCAACAAAGUACUGAUGAGAUUCACGUAUUGAAGAGAAAGUUGGAAGAGAGCACUGGAGAAAUACUGUCAGUAAAGAGAAGUCAUGAAAGAAAUGAGAGAUCCCUUAAAGAACAGCUACAAGAGAAUGCCGACAAAGUAGAAGGGCAGAAGAAGCAACUUGAAGAAAAAACAGAAGAGAUUUCAGUGUUUAAGAGGCAGUUAGAGGAAAGGGAUAAGUCCCUAAUUAGACACAUUGAACAAAGUACAUCAGAAAUUCAACUUCUAACAAGACAGUUGCAGGAGAACGCUGGAAAAGAAAAUUCCUACAAGAGACAACUAGAAGACAAUGAGAGAGAAAGACUAUCAUUGGAGAGGCAACUGGAAGAGCGAGUGGAGCACUCACUACGACAACAACAGCGUGAUAGUGCUGAGAUACAGUUACUGAAGAGACAUUUGGAGGAGAGCUCUGAUGAAAUACAGUCACUGAAAAGAAAGGAAUUGUCACUCAUGAGACAGCUUCAAGAGAGCACCGGUGAAAUAGAAGCCCUUCAGAAGCAGAUUCAUAGAAUGGAUAAGUCAGAUUCACUAAAAAGACAAGAGGACACUGAACAAAUGCAAUUUCAAGUAAGAACUGAGGGGGGUGUAAGGUUUGAGACAAAGGUUCAUGAAAAAGAUGAAGACCGCCUUAAGAGACUACUGAAAGAUAGCACAGAGCAAAUAGAACAACAGAAGAGACUGCUUGAAGAGGGCACUGUAAAGGAGCAGUCCCUUAUCAGGCAAUUAAAAGACAAAGAGGAAUAUGAAUUAUCCAUUAAGAAACAACUGAAAGAGAGUAUUAACUUGGCAGAAAGCCUACAGAGACAACUGCGAGAACACACUUUAGAUGUAAAAUCUCCAAAGAGACAACUGGAACAGAAUGUCAUAGAAGGAGAAUUUAAUAAGAGACUGCUUGAAGAAAAUAAUCCGGACAUUGUUCCCCAAAAGAGACUUUUCCAAGAAGCAAAUAUCAAUUUGCUACUGCAAGAGCAGGAGGGGCAAAGGAAACUCCCAAAGAAAAAAACAAAAGGGAACACUGAGCUACUUCUUUUCCAUCAGCCACCAGGUCCUAUACCUUCUGAAUCAACCAGCACCACAGAUAUCCCAGUCUGUGCCUCUCUGACCACAUCAGCCCCUACCCUCCUCACUGUAAGCUCCCCAUUGGUCUCUUUACCACCCAUUGGUUCCUCAAUCUCAACUGCUCUCCCACCAUCGACCUCUCCCGCUUUGUCUGAUGACCAAGCUGUACCUUCCUCUCUGACUUUUGUCAAGCCAACUUCUCCGUCUGUCCCUACCUCGCCUCCCAUAUCUGUCCCAAAUCCCCUUCCUGUGGAUGCUGUUUCACCUUCACCUACCUCACAGUCUCUCCCAGUUUCCGUAUCUAUCUCUCACUCUCCUGUUACCACUUUAACACCUACUCUACAAGUGUCUAACCCCCUUCCUACCACCCCUGCCCCCUCUCCUGUACACGAGUCUGCUUUGUCCUUGCUGCUCCUGGAGGUGCAAAGUGUUCGCAGAGAACGUGCAGAGAUUCAGGGUCGGUAUGAUUCCCUGCUCAGGGAACUUCAAAGGCAAGAAGCAGAGCUGGAUAAGGCACAAAGAGAGCUACGUAGAGGAAGGAGUGCUCUGAGGAUACUGAGACAAGAGCACAAGGAGCUUCAGGAAAGGUUCUCCCAGAUCUCAGUACAAUCUGAGAAUAUGCAGUUGGAACAGCAGAGGAAACUGCAGGAGCAGUUGGAGAGGAUGCAAGAAAUUGAGAUGGAAAACCAUAAAGUGCAGGAGGAACAGAGAAGGCUGCAAGAUGAGCAGUCUAAAAUGGAAAAGAUGAUAGCAGACAAGGCGUCAGAACUGAGGGAAAUGAAGAGACAGUUAGGAUCGGAGCAGAGAGAGAAGGAACUGCUGCAGAGAGAACAUGGAGAAAUGCGAGAGAUUGUGCAGCGUCUGGAGAUAAGCAAUACAGCUCUAUCUGACCAGUGUCAGGUAUUGUCUCAGGUAAAACUGUCCCUUCAAGACCAGAACAAUCUUUUGGUGUCUCAACUGCACACUCUGAACCGUGAUAACCGGGAGUUAUUAGAGCGCAGUCUGGAGAGCGGAGAGCUAAGACAGGAGGAGGAGAGACAAUAUCGUGAAAAACUGACAGAGCUUAAACACGAGAAGCAGAAGCUACUGGAUAAGAUCAUGGAUCAAUACAGAGUUCUAGACCCAGCACCAGUAGCUCAAAGCCAUCACCACAGGAGAAGUAACUGGAUUGCAGACAAAAUGAAGAGGCUUCUCAGGACUCGUGAAAGAUCUCCAAGAAGAUCUGGGGAACCUUCUCGUCUCUUGAACCCACCCAAAGAUCCAGGGGAAGCAGAUACAGCAGCCCAGAGUCCAGUGGUUCUCCGUCGCAGUAAAAGUUCUGUUUCCUCUGCGACACUACCAAAUUAUGGAACAUCUCCCAGACCACGUCAUGCAAAGUUAAGCUCAACAAUCCGAAGCAGUGAAUCUUUUAGUGGGGCAGAUACCACCCCGAGGGAUAAGUUCCGCCUCAGGCGAAGGGGACAUGUACUUGAAAGUGAAGGUGAUGAACAAACAGGUGAAGGCGUAUGAUCUGAGUGCCCCACCUAUGUAAAUAUGCGCUGGUCGCUGUAGAAAUUAAUUUCUGUAUAUAUUGUGUUAUUACUCAUAUCUGGAUAAUUCAAUAAAUA
This is a messenger RNA of Pelobates fuscus (common spadefoot toad), 6534 nucleotides long. It is a transcript of the gene CCDC88B, whose product is annotated as coiled-coil domain containing 88B. Bases 326 to 6436 code for a protein of 2036 amino acids. Lineage: Eukaryota; Metazoa; Chordata; Amphibia; Anura; Pelobatidae. The transcript is spliced from 21 exons. Gene Ontology annotation, biological process: cytoskeleton-dependent intracellular transport; cytoplasmic microtubule organization. Gene Ontology annotation, molecular function: microtubule binding; dynein light intermediate chain binding. The record is from RefSeq and is a predicted model, not a curated record. Gene Ontology annotation, cellular component: cytoplasm; centrosome.